This is a messenger RNA of Hypomesus transpacificus, 1479 nucleotides long. RefSeq lists its product as uncharacterized. Gene Ontology annotation, molecular function: cysteine-type deubiquitinase activity. Gene Ontology annotation, biological process: protein deubiquitination. The transcript has a single exon. The record is from RefSeq and is a predicted model, not a curated record. NCBI's taxonomy places the organism in Eukaryota, Metazoa, Chordata, Actinopteri, Osmeriformes, Osmeridae. Bases 34 to 1479 code for a protein of 481 amino acids.
GUCCUUCCGAGAGAGACGCUGCCAUCAAGAACAAUGACAGACAUACCCAUUCAAACAAGUAAAGGAACAGAUGUCAUUAUUAGCGAUGUAAGAGUUCAGAAACAACAUUUUAAACCUUUAACAUGUCAGGAUCAGGAUGUAUUGUGCGCACGUUUAAAACUUGUUAAUGAAAACGUUCAGACUACCGUAGCAACAAACGUUGAUGUCAUGGGUUGUCCUUGUCAAAUUAAGAAUAUAAAGCCAGAUGGAAACUGUUUCUAUCGUAGCCUAUCUUUUAGCAUAUGUCAAAAUGAAGAGAAGCAUCUGAAAAUUAGACGGUCUGUCGUGCAACACCUUGAAAAGAACAGUUUUAAGUUUGAAUUAUAUUUGAGAGAUGAGUACACAUCUGUAAAGGAUUACGUGACCAAGUCAAGAAUGUAUUACUGUGGUUCAUGGGCAACCGAGAUUGACAUAUAUGCUGCAGCUGACUUUUUAGACACAACUAUAAUGACUUUUAAUGAUGGAAGAUGGAAUGCACACCGGCCCACAACUACAAAUCCACAGUCAUGCACAGAAAAUGGUAUCUUCUUAAACCACACAGGCAACCAUUAUGAAGUUGUACAAUGUGUUAAACAGAGAGAUGCACAAAAUGUUUGUGCAGGAAUGUGUCAGCCUGGAGAGAUUGAUCUUUUGAAGACACGUUUAAGGAAAAGGAAAUUAAUGGAUGGAAGAGAAAACGUGAAAGCUAAGAAAGAACGCGAACAGUACUGGAAGAAUUCUGAUUACAGAGAGCAAAAACUAAAAAUUCUUAAAGAUAAAUAUCACAAAGAGUCGCAAACAUAUAAGCUGGAUAAUUAUUUGAGGAAAUAUAAGACAAAUCGUGAAUUUCAGAAACUCAGACGUGAAUACUGUAAGAGUAAAUAUAGGAAGAAUCUUGACUUUAAAGAAAGUGUACGAGCAUACUCUAAAAGUAAAUACAGAAGGAAUGUUGAUUUUAAAGAAAGUGUACGAGCAUACUCUAAAAGUAAAUACAGAAGGAAUGUUGAUUUUAAAGAAAGUGUACGAGCAUACUCUAAAAGUAAAUACAGAAGGAAUGUUGAUUUUAAAGAAAGUGUACGAGCAUACUCUAAAAGUAAAUACAGAAGGAAUGUUGAUUUUAAAGAAAGUGUACAAGCAUACUCUAAAAGUAAAUACAGGAAGAAUCUUAGCUUUCAAGCAACUGUGCGAACAUUUUCCAAAACCAAAUACAAGACAAACAGAAAAUUUCAGUCUUUUGUCCGUGAUUAUGGUCGUAAUAAAUACAGAAGAAAUACAAUUUUUCAAAAUCAAAUCAAACAGCAUAACAAUAACAAGUACCAAGAAAAUGAAAAUAUCAGUGUAAAUAAAAUUCAAAGAAGCUGUGAGGACUAUGCAUGGUGGCAAAAGAGACGAGAAAACUUGGAUUUUGCUAUAAGUCAUUUCCGCCAAGAAGUCAGCAGAGAUCCAGAGUAUGUAUGCUGA